AUGCCAACUGCCAUCAAUGCCGCGGUGGCUCAGCAGACGGCUGCUGGGUCACUUCCCAGCGCUACCGUUAACCACCCAGUUGAAGGUCCAGGUGGGGGUACGGGAGGGAUUUAUUCUGCCAUAAUCAGUCGCAACCAGCACAUUAUCAGAGUAAAGGAAAAGACCUAUGAAGAGCUUCACAAGAAAUGCCUGGAGGAAAACAUUCUCUAUGAAGAUCCUGAUUUCCCACCUAACGAGACCUCCCUCUUCUAUAGCCAGAAAAUCCCCAUCAAGUUUGAAUGGAAAAGACCCCGUGAAAUCUGUGAGAAUCCUCGCUUUAUUAUUGGUGGAGCCAACAGAACAGAUAUUUGCCAAGGAGAAUUAGGUGACUGCUGGUUCCUGGCAGCCAUUGCUUGCCUGACACUGAAUAAAAAACUCCUCUGCAGGGUCAUCCCUCACGACCAGUCCUUUAUACACAACUAUGCCGGCAUCUUUCACUUCCAGUUCUGGCGCUACGGAGACUGGGUGGACGUCGUCAUCGAUGACUGCCUGCCCACCUACAACAACCAGCUGGUCUUCACCAAGUCCUCCCAGCGCAACGAGUUCUGGAGCGCUCUCCUGGAAAAGGCCUAUGCCAAACUCCAUGGUUCCUAUGAGGCUUUGAAAGGGGGCAACACCACAGAGGCCAUGGAGGACUUCACGGGAGGAGUGACAGAGUUCUACGAGAUAAGAGAUGCCCCAAAGGACAUCUAUAAAAUUAUGAAGCAUGCGAUUGACAGAGGCUCCCUCAUGGCCAGCUCAAUUGAUGAUAAUUUAGGCUUUUCCUAUGGAUCAGCUCCUCGCAGUGACAUUGGGGAAAUGAUUGCUCGAAUGGUGAAGAACCUAGAAAAUGCACAGAUGACCCAAUCUACCGCGGACUACCCGGAGACGGACGAACGAUCAGAGGAAUGGAACUUAAUUAACGAAUCCGAGAAAACCCGCUUGCAGCAUAAGAUUGCAGAAGAUGGGGAAUUCUGGAUAUCCUUUGAGGACUUCAUGAGACACUUCACAAAACUUGAGAUCUGCAACCUCACACCUGACACCCUGGAAGCUGAUAAGCUCCAGACCUGGACUGUGUCAGUCAACGAGGGGCGCUGGGUGAGAGGCUGCUCAGCUGGAGGUUGCCGCAAUUACCCAG
Messenger RNA from Tinamus guttatus (white-throated tinamou), 1156 nucleotides. NCBI's taxonomy places the organism in Eukaryota, Metazoa, Chordata, Aves, Tinamiformes, Tinamidae. The record is from RefSeq and is a predicted model, not a curated record.